This is a messenger RNA of Pipistrellus kuhlii (Kuhl's pipistrelle), 1530 nucleotides long. RefSeq names its product interferon gamma receptor 2 (gene IFNGR2). The transcript has 7 exons. Bases 55 to 1095 code for a protein of 346 amino acids. Gene Ontology annotation, molecular function: protein binding. Lineage: Eukaryota; Metazoa; Chordata; Mammalia; Chiroptera; Vespertilionidae. The record is from RefSeq and is a predicted model, not a curated record.
GCCGCGACCGGAGCGCCGGACCCCGCGGCGGGGAGCCCGGGCGCCCGGAGCGCCAUGCGGCCGCGGCUGUGGCUCCGGCUGCCGCUGCCGCUCCUCCUCGUCCUCCUCGUCCUCCGCUCCGCGGCCCCGGCAGACCCUCCCUCCCAGCUGCCUGCGCCUCAGAACCUGAAGAUCCGCCUGUACAACACGGAGCAGGUCCUGGGCUGGGAGCCGGGGCCGCUGAGCCACGAGGUGGGGCCGGUGGUGUACCAGGUGCAGUUCAAAUACCCCAGCAGCCGCGAGUGGUCCGACGUCACGCUGAGCAGCGUCGGGGUGAACUGCUCCAAGAUCACUGCGACCGAGUGUGACUUCACCGCCCCCAGCCUGUCCCCGGGUUUCCUGCCCUACUUCAACGUGUCCCUGCGCGUCCGGGCCGAGCUGCCGGGGCGCGUCUCCGCCUGGGCCUCGGCGCCCUGGUUCCAGCACUACCGCAACGUGACCAUUGGGCCUCCAAGACACAUCUGGGUGACCCCAGGAGAAGGCUCCCUGGUCAUCAAGCUGUCCCCGCCCUUCACCAUCAUGGACCUCUCCAUGGUCACGUUUCAGUAUUACAUCCAUUACUGGGAAAAGGACGGAAACCCACAGGUGAGGGGCCCCUACCGGGACAGCUCCAUCGUGCUGCGGGACCUGCAGCCGCUGAGCCAGUACUGCCUCCGGGUGCAGGCGCACCUGCUCUGGAAGGCCCAGGACCUCGACAGACCCGGGCUCGCAAGCAACGUCUCCUGUCACCAGACAGCAGCGGACGCCUCCACCAGGCUGCAGCGGGUCGUCCUGGUCGCGGCGGCCACCUUCCUGGGGCUGGCGGGGCUGGCGGGCGCCUGCGUCUUCCUCAUCCUGCGGUUCCGGGGCCUGAUCAAGUACUGGUUCCACACACCGCCCGGCAUCCCGGUGCAGAUAGAGGAGUAUUUAAAGGACCCGGCUCAGCACAUCCUGGAGGCCCUGGACCAGGACAGCCCGGCAGAGGACGAUGCCUGGGACAUGGUGUCCGAAGUCUCGUCCUUGGAGCAGGAGCCGGGGACGCCCUCCGAAGCGGGGGACACUGUCCCAACACUUUGAACCACACGCUGUGGCCCAGCCUGCGGAGUGGGAGCAGGACCCGCAGCCCCCGCGCCCACCUCUUCUCUCAGGACUUCCCAAGCCCAGGACUCCACGUCCCAGCGCAGGCAGGGCCGUCGGGCCUUGUUGGGGAAGACACGCUUACUUUUUCCUUUAAGACGUUUCUAAUCAGACGACUUUCUAGGAUGAUUCUACAGAUCCCCCAGAAUGGCUCCUCUCAAACACCAAAAGGGCCUGUCUCAUUGUGAGCAAGUGGCAGGAGCCGCCCCUGGACUCCGCAGGCCUGCCGCGUCCUCGCCGCCCGGCAGCCCUGCAGGGACACCGCGCCCUCACGCCGGUCCCCCGGCUGAAGACAGCUUAAUCCUGUAAAUAGUUUCUGGUAAUUUAGGGUUUUUUUCAACCUGGAAAUAAAAGACUGUAUAGCUUUCAAAAAGU